Messenger RNA from Uranotaenia lowii, 688 nucleotides. RefSeq lists its product as uncharacterized. The record is from RefSeq and is a predicted model, not a curated record. The transcript is spliced from 4 exons. Lineage: Eukaryota; Metazoa; Arthropoda; Insecta; Diptera; Culicidae. The coding region runs from base 19 to 495 and encodes 158 amino acids.
CUUAAAACUAGCGAAAAAAUGUCCAUUUCCGAUCAGGUUCGAUUCCUCGGGUACAACUACGCCGCCUUCAAUGUGAUUCUGGCCGUUUGGAUUGCCGUUCGAAGUUUGGGCUUCUUCGGAACCGGCUAUGAAUCCGAUACCAUUUUGGGGCUGAAAUUUGUCCUGGCCGUAUGUUGGACCGGAUUUUCCAUUCUUCUGAUGAUCGGUAUUAGAACAGAAAACAUCAACCAUAUCAACAAAUAUAUGGGCUUCGUGAAGGUUCGCAGUGUUUGCCUUUUUCUUUACCUGUUGAAUAUUUCCGUUCGUCUUUUGGUUCAACUUACAAGUUCAGAAAAGAUCGGAAGGGUUUGUUUCAUUGGAACGGUUUUGAUUACCCUUCUGACCCUUUUUAUAGGAAUUGUUAUGGCCGAACUGUGGGCAAUCAGAUCGAUAAAACAAUCGAUCCAAACUCAAAACGAUCAAUCUGGAGCUGUGACACCCAAGGAAAUUGUUUGAAAUUAUAUGACUGACACUGUCUUCCUUCUAGGAUUAAGAGUAAAAGAGUUUAUACUUUCCAAUUUAGAUAGUGAGAUUAAGUAUGUUGUAAAAUUAUUGAAUGUUCAAGAUAUCGUUUUUGUGUGAUUUCGAAAAUAAGACUUUAAAUUAAAAAAAUAUUAGAUUUCAAAAUAAAAUCCAUCAUAGCAGUUUA